Molecule: messenger RNA, 6543 nt
Organism: Caenorhabditis sp. 36 PRJEB53466
Lineage: Eukaryota; Metazoa; Nematoda; Chromadorea; Rhabditida; Rhabditidae
Source: the annotation of a GenBank genome assembly
AUGAGUUCAAUUACGAGCAGCUUUGGUUUGGCGCGAAGAUCCAUUCGGAAAAUUUGGCUCAAAGUACGGACUUUUCUCUGAAACAGUUUUAGAAAUUCUUAACAACAGGAAUUUCAUUACUUCCGUUCGAAUCACCCAAUUUUCAUCCUUCUCUUCAUCGCAAUCUUCGCCGUUAUCUACAAUGUUUCGUGGCACAAAUUGGUAAUGACAACCCGCGCUCUAUUGAGACUCAAAACGAUCCUUGCAGCCGCCGUCAGUGGAAGGAUCGUCGGAUUUUCUGAAAAUUUUCGACAAUUUCCGAGUGACCAAACACAAAUUUGUGAGAAUGAUGGUAUUCACAUCUCGAGAUGACAUAAAUAAACUCAAAGUUUUGCAACAGAUUUGCAUUCCGUCCUCGGUUGUCGAUUAUCGGUUUUCUACAGUAGCCGAAGCUAUCCAUCUCACUCAUUUGGACUUUCCCGAGUUGGAAUUUGUGAGGGAUUUGGAUGUGGCCAAAAAGAAACUGGAAUCUGGAGAUAUUGAUAGUAGGGGAUACAAAUUUCAAAGAAAUUUAACAGAAAGCUUUCAGUUCUGAUCCAUUUCACAACACUUAUUGAGACUGGAAAAUUGAUAGAAUACAAUAUUAUCAGUCAGUCGGGAGACUUGAACAAGUACGACACUCCGAGAUCGCGCUUAGUUUAGCGGAAUCUAUCGAUCGAUAUCGUCGUUGCGUAAACUCACAAUAUCUGUUCAGACACUACUGUAUUCAUUGCGAUCACCGUCGAAAGCAGUCAUGGGGAAACGCGGUGGAAGCGCAGCAAAUCGUGAAUCGCUUCCUUUAUUGGCUCAUCAAAGCUCGGGGAUUCGUGACACGGACACCACAUUUGCAACUGAGCCACGUAUACAUUGAAGGUGUCGACUCGGAUCCGAUGUACGCCAAAAGACAGGUAAUAGUUCAGAAAAUUGGGCCACAAUAGUUUUGAGCUACUUUCAGACCGAUUUAUUCUUCGCCUGGCUCAUGCUUCUACCCAUUUGCUCGCGACUCAUCGACUCGUGGAAUGAUGAUAGAAAAUCGGGAUUUUAUGUGAGACCUACACUACUUCAAAUUUUUCAUGUUUCUUUCAGAAAAUCCUAUUCUCCCUCAAAAUUCGUCGUUUCGAGUACUUCAUUGCCAAAUUCCAAUUCUGGUACGGUAUCUCGUUGAUCCUCAGUUGCAUCGUCUUUGUUGUGAACGUUUCCGUGGUACAUUGAAUCCGUUCUCGCGGGGUUACUGUAAUUUGGAUAUUGCAGGUGUCCGGAGUGUUCACCUCUACCUAUUUACCGUUUCUCAUCGUCUACGUGGCUUGCAUCUUCGCGUUCACCAUUUUCUUAGCCACACUUUUUCCGGAAUCGCCGUUUUUCGCGAAAUUUGGUUAGCUUGAGUCAAGUUUUUUUGUGGAAAAUAAUAAUUUUAUGCAGUCGGAGCCCUGCUGAUGGCUGCCGGGGAGUUCGGCUUCGGAACAGUGUUACACGGAAUGGCAUUCUUCCAACUUUCGGUGCGGUUUUUCGGAAAAUCAAACGUAGAAGCGCAUUGGGACGACGCAGUGGCUCUCAUGUGCAUGUCUUUCAACUUUGUCCUCCUACUCGCCCUCUCUAUUUAUCUGGACACUUUCUUCUUUUCCUACAGCCACGAGCCGCUGAAAUUCUAUUUCCCGUUGGAAAGAGCCUACUGGAUGCCUCUGUCGCGGAGUCCUCAAGUGGAUAAACAUCACGUGGAUCAGAUAUUGUCUCCGUCUCAAGAUGUGGCACUGAACAAUAAGAAGUCGGGCGACAAAGAGGUGGAGAGCAAAAACGAAGAGCAGAAAACAAAGACGUCGAAUAUUCCGUUGAUUGUGCUGUACGGAGUGUGCAAGAGAAUCAAAAAUAAUUGGAAAGUGAAUCAGUUGAGUCUGACGAUUCGAUACGGAGAAAUUCUGACACUUUACGGACACCACGGAUGCGGCGGCGAGGAAAUUUUGGCGAUAAUCAGCGGAGAAAUGAAGCCAGAGUACGGAGAAGUGAUGAGGGAGAAAUCGCAGAGGGAACUGAUGGUGGCGAGAAGCAGCCACGUACCGAGUGUCAACUAUUUGAAUGUGAAACAGUACCUGAGACUGGUCAGCCAGAUGAGGUACCGUAUUCUGAAGAAGCCCCCCCCCCCUAUUAUUUUUGUUGUUUGCAGAGAAGUGUCCGUUCCGGAAGCAGUUCUUGAUGAAAUGCUCGCCGAGCUCGAUUUGACCAAAGUGGACCGCCGUUCGUUGGAUCUUUUGUCCACGACUCAAAGGGAACGUCUUCGAAUCGCAGCCGCGUUUGUCGGUCAGCCGGACGUUGUGCUCAUCGAUUGGCCAACUCAGGAAUCGCUGCCCGAAUGGAAGUACAUGAUUCUCAAUUUUAUUGAGAAACGAAAGGAGAAAAAGUAAGCAAGGUGUUCUAGAAAAUUGCGAAAAAAAAGUGAUUAACAGUAAAUUAUCCAAAGCAGCGCCAGGUCCUCGGUGCGGCUUUCACUAAUUCAGUCGCUGCUUUUGAUAAUUUAGUCGCCGCUGCUAGUGCCAUUCUUUCAAUUUUUGCCUUUCAGAGCAAUAGUGAUGACUUCGUAUGACGCAGAAGAGACAGAAGCCAUCUCGGACCGCGUCGUUCUUCUUUCUGAAGGAUACGUCAUUCUAAACGGCGCCUGUGACAACUACAAACAAUCGUAACACAUUUUUCACAGAAGCGUGUUUUCUAAAACAAACAUUUUUAGAAUGUCAAGUGUAUUCGAGAUCCGUCUGUGGCCUGUCACCUUCUUUACGAAUGAGCAAAUCGGGAAGAUCAUUUCGGCGAUCAGUAUGGGAGAUGAUCAGACGAGGAACAACGCGAAGUAUUUUGAGACGCCCAACGGAAAACUGAGAAUUACUUUGCCGUUGACUUACAGGAAAUGGUACUGCUGAAAUAUUGUAGAGCUCUUGAAAAACUCACUUUUCCAGUAUCGCAUUGAUGAUAAUGGAGCUGGAAAACUGUGCUCAAGAGUGUCAAAUUGCGUUUUACGAAUUGAGCAAACCGAACAUACAUGAUGUGUACACAAAGUUUGCACAAUUUUUGAUUUGCAGCUUAUUUUAUCUUUUUAGUGCGUGCUACGAACCCCAACAGUAUCGACCGUUGAAAAACUAUGAGCAGCUUGAUCAACUUUAUGCUAAACGUAAUUGUUUUUGUUUUCUUGUCAAAUCGCUUCAACACGCUUCUUUAUAGAGAAGACAAUAAGUCGAACUCGAUACUUUUUCAAGAAUAUGGUCCGAAUCCUGAAGGAUCGUCAAUUCUUGUACCAAGCCGCCGCGGUCGUCGGGCUCUUUGUGUUUCUCGGAUUGCUCACGCUCAUUUCGCAUCAGAAAAUGCACUCGCAUUGUAUGUUUGACAUGAAUCACUCUAGGAUAACUGUAUUUCUGUUUCAGACACUCAUGAAGUGUCCCUGGAUGCGCACGAUUAUCCGAUCAAAAUCUACUGUGAGCAUUGUGUUCAUGAAAGUUCGAAAAACGCGGAAUAUGAAAGGUUUCUUGGGAAGAACGAGUUGGAACCGAAUAAUGCUUGUGAGCCCAUUUUUUGUCUGAAAAUGUUGUUUUUUGAAAUACUUUUGAUUUACAGAUUUGUUUUGGAAGAACAACAGUGUGAAAGCGGACGAGGAGCUGGUUGCGAUCAGUCACGGAGACGACACUUUCACGAUGGUCAUUCAGAAUUUUGCAGUUUCUCAAAUUAUUGCAAAAAUGACUGGACAUUGUGCGUCUUUUCCGAAAAAAAAACAAUCUGAAACUGUUAGUUUCAGAUCCUAAAAUCACGCCUUUUCUGGAGAGUGAAGAGUUCCGCGCGAGCAGCGCCGCUCACGGAUUCUCUUUGAUUUUCAAUGAUGUAAACAAAAAUCAGGCCGCCAUGAUUUUGUAUGUGUGGAAAAACUUGUCAUUUCAAUUUUAUUUUAAUUCCAGAUCCGAAUCGCACUCGUUGAUGUACAUUCUGGGAGUAUUUCAGACAUUUAUCUACGUCCUUUCAGUCCUUUUACCAUUGAGAUUGAUUGCGGUGAACAUGAGACCGGAUGUACGAACUGAUACAUUAAUACGACUGUAACCCUUGUCUUCUUACAGAGCAUGCUUUUCCCAUGGCCUCGUUAUUUGUAUUUCGGACUCAUUUUCACUGCCAACCUGGCAAUUUUCCUGGUUUUUUCAAUUGUUCUAUUACUCAUCUUGCUCUCAAUGGAUUAUUUCCAAACUGAUACUGUAUCGUGCUUUAUGUAAGUUGACAUUUUUUUUCUGAAAAAUAAUCUGAAAACGUUCAAUUUUCAGCCAGUUCCUGGGCGCCUGGACUGUUUCGUUUGCUUCCACUCUUCCGCUCAUCUACUUGCUCGUUUUCAAUGUGAACACGGCGGCUGCGAUCAUUCCGACCGUCAUGGCCGUUUCCUCUUUACUCGUAAAUCUGCCCAAUAUGGUCUCGUCGUAUUCGGCCGAAAAUGCGAUUGCUCUGCGGGUACAGUAAUAUUUGAAAAAUAGUACAAAUUAAAAAAUAGUACAAGUACAACUCGACAGUACUCAAAGUGAAAGAAAAAAAGAUUAAAAAGUAGCUCAAGCAGCGACUAACAUGUGAAAUAGUUUUGUCGCUGCUUCUGUUACUUAUAAAUUCAGCAACAUCUUCCCUCGGAAACACAUAAUUCUCUUUAUUUCCAGACACUUUUAAAGUUUGUGAGUUGGACGUGCAUGCUGAGCCCGCCGACUUCUCUUCAAGUUCUUGCCGCUUUCCUCAACGCUGGCGAGUUUCAUGAUGAGAACCGAGGAAGUGAGUGUUUUUUUUUCACUUUUUCUCAAGCCCACAAUAUCAACCAAUUCAGCCAUUGCCGCUCUGACCGCCUUCUGCUUUGCCCAUUCCUGGACUCUUGUGGUUUUUGCCGUUUCCGUCUUCCAACCCGGCUUCGCACACUUUCGACAAUUCUGGUUCAUUUCAACGGUACAUUUUAACAUGUCUUAUUUAAUCGCUUCUUAUUUGUUGCAGACAACUCUCUGGUCGAAUUUCGAGCGGGGAACCACUUUGACUCCGGGCGCAAGGAUGAAGAACAGUUUUUUGUUUGCUGCACAAGAUCCGAAAUCUAGUGCCCCUACGAAGAGAUCCUCUGCUCCUGAGCAAAAACUGGAGUCAACGUCUCCGGAUGCAAAAGAUUUGGAGAACAAAGAAAGUCCGGAUCGUCAAGGGGCGGCCGGAGACGAGAAAGAAACGCCGUCGAAAUUGAGUAGCAUAAUAUCGGGGGCCGAACGGAGCAGCAGUAAUCAAGAGGAUAUGAGUCUGAUCACAAGAUACGAGGAGCAUUUGUGCCAGAAAGUGGCGACGAUGCGAAAAUGGAAUAAUCAGGUGGACGUGCCCAUUGACAACCAUAUUACGUACAUUCUCGGCGACUCGACACACCUCAAAAGUGCUCUUUUGCGAACGAUUGCGGAAAUGAACAGAAAAGUGAGCCCUUUGGGAUCUAAAUUGAUCAAACAUCACUAAAACUUCAGGAACAAAUCGCCUAUGUGCCCGUGGUCGAAUGUCUUCCGACCAUUUACACCCCACGCGAACUCUUAGAGAAUGUGGCCGCUUGUCAUGGAUUUGAAGUGACUGAACUGCACAUUGACUAUCUUUUGGAAGCGUUCGGUAUGAAGAUUUUAGAAUGCACUCCUAUAAGCCUUCUUACGUGAGUUUUUCUUCAAAUACGUCUUCAAAUUCUCGAUUUCCAGCGAUGCGGACCGUCGUAUCCUGAUGCUGCUCACAAAACUUGUCAUCAAACCGUCAAUUAUCAUCCUCGACCAACUCGAUCAAUUUCUUCCGCACUCGAAAAUAAUGACCGUCUGGGCACUGUGCUCCGUGCUCCGUUCCGACGGUGUCAGCGUCAUUUUCACCUCCCGCCACAAUAGUUUUGCCGAGCACAUUGCCACGAGUUGUGCUCACAUGCACAAGUGCGAAAUUAUCAACACACUUCCGCCGUCGACCAUCAAAGCGAGGUUUGAACCGACAGAAAAGGUCUGAAAAUCUCUGUUACUUCAUAUUUUCCAGUAUGGGAUGCACAAUAGUGGAGGUGACUGCGAAGCCAAGUGCACAGGCGGUGAAACCGAAUGAAAAGAAAGAAAAAGAAGGAGCGAAGAAUCCGAGAAGAAAUUAUGAGACGGACGGAAUGAGCGAGAAGAUCUGGACUGUUCUGAAGCUUGCACUCGGCAAUCAGAUUGUUUCGAUGCCCUCGACGAAGGGAAAAAUUGUGGUGAUGGUGCAAGGAGACACUCAUAAUGUCGUUGAUCAUGUAAGUUCAGGAAUGCUAAAUUUUUCUUGAAAACGGCUUGUGACAAGCAACUAAAUUAUCAAAAGCAGCACCAGGAUUACAGUACUGCUUUUGUAAAUUUAGCAGAACCGACCUUUAAGGUGCUGCAAAUUAGAGUUUAAUAGUUUCUUGAGGUUUUUAUUAUUAUUCUGAUUCAGAUAAUCAAAGUAAUCGGCACACUGACCCCUCUGAUUCAACACUAUUCAAUCCGAAAUGGAACUUUUGACGAGUACAUUGCUUCGGCUUUCUGA